AUGCCUCGCAUGGACGCGUCUGCGGUCGCGAGGAACGUUGUGCAGGCGACCGCGUCCCCGCUCCAAGAGCUAGAGGCGAAGUACGAGGCAGUACUGGCGGAGAACGAGGACCUCAGCCACCAGCUCAGGCUGGAGCAGCUGCAGCGUCAGCGCUAUGAAAAGGUAUACCAUCGGGUUCAGGAGGAUGCGCAGAGCGACCGACAAAGCCCUCAGCAAAUGUUUGCCCCGACAGAGUCGUGUCCCGCAGGAGUUGGUCGGCAUCGCGUCACAGGAGACGCCACUGCCAUAACGACUCCAACAGUCCGAAGCGAUGAUCGGUUCCCCGAAGCGGCCGGCGACCUCACAACUUUCGGCACCGAUGCGAAUGAGCGCGUGAGAAGACUGGAGCAGGAGUGCGCGUACCUGCAGGCAAAGGUGGAUAGCCUACGCCUUUCCUUUAGGCAGUACGAGCGCGGAGGUGGAGAGGGCACCGGCGACGGUUCGCCGCAUGAUGCUUCGCCGGUCCGUCCUCGAGAGCAUGCGCGGCGUCACUGCGCUGACAACACCAUCACGGAUUCCAAGGCACUGGAGGCGGAGCGAGCGGGUCGCGCCCUCGCCGAAGAGCAGCUUACUCGCUGUCACGCCACUUUGCGCUGUCUUCGCGAUGACGCUGCCCGGAAAGAAGUCUUCUUCCACACCCAGCUCGCCGCCCUGCAGGCGCAGAACGCAGCGCUGCUCGAGGACUUGGACGCGUGGGUGACGGCGGAGCAACGGCUGAACAUGACAGCCGCAUUUUCUCCUCAUUUUGCAGACUCUUCUCCAGGGGCCCCGCUAGCGCCCGCAGCGACUUCUACCAGCUCACUAACGAAAGCAGAGACGAUGCCGGCGCCGCCAAAUCACCAGAUAACUACCCUGUCUGCGGACUUCCUCGCCAAUCGUGUGGACGCGUCAAUCCUUCGUCAGCUAGAACGUCGGACCAAAGGUCAAGAAGGUCUAGCGCGUGCCAAGGGUCGCACAAUCGUGCAGUCGAAGGGGCGAGCACGGGAGGUGGAGAACGCGCCAGCAGUCGCCGCAGGUGCAUUGGAGAGCACCCCAUCGCCGACGGCGACCGUAACAGUUUACCUCGACGAUCUCGAGCAGCUGUGCGGCGACGCCCAUGCACUGGAAACGUUGGUACACUACUACAUCGCUGCACCGGCGGAGCAUGGCGUAUUCGCUCCAUCCGUCCGACCGACCCACACCACCACCGCUGACGCAGCACCGUCGGCUGUCUCCGACAUCAGCAUGACUCUCCGCUUUGUGCGCGAAGUCCUGCCAUAUGUGCUGAGCCACCCGUCACGCACUGCGUGCCCUUCAUCGGCUGUGAAGGUGCUGCAGCCGACCACCGUCGCUGAGGCCCAUCGCAGCGGCGACAUCCUUUCGGACGCGGCCGAAGAGCUCGCCGAUCUCAUGCAGCGGCACACGACCUCUACGCACCCAUGA
Molecule: messenger RNA, 1461 nt
Organism: Leishmania mexicana MHOM/GT/2001/U1103
Lineage: Eukaryota; Euglenozoa; Kinetoplastea; Trypanosomatida; Trypanosomatidae
Exons: 1
Coding region: 1-1461 (486 amino acids)
Source: RefSeq, a predicted model, not a curated record